Rodentolepis nana is the source of this 774-nucleotide messenger RNA. NCBI's taxonomy places the organism in Eukaryota, Metazoa, Platyhelminthes, Cestoda, Cyclophyllidea, Hymenolepididae. The record is from the annotation of a GenBank genome assembly.
AUGGCCCAUCACAAACCCCCACACCAGACUCGGGUGGCAUUUUAUAACACAACACGGGACACUUUGAAUCAGGCCAUCUUGGAGAACGAUUUCAUGAAGAAUCUGGACACGUCACAAGUGGCGGAGAUCGUAGAAUGCAUGUACUCGGUCAAAUUCGCCUCCAACAGCAUAAUCAUUCGUGAGGGCGAUCUUGGCUCUGUGGUCUACGUUAUGGAAGAGGGGUCAAUCGAAGUGACUCGGGAAGGCAUUCCCCUUAGAAUAAUCUCCCAUCCAACCGUUUUCGGUGAAUUGGCCAUUCUCUACAAUUGCAUGAGAACAGCGACUGUUAAAGCCCUCACGCCAUGCUCGCUUUGGGCAAUUGAUCGAAAGUCGUUCCAGGCGAUCAUGAUGAAAACGGGCAUUCUGAAACAUCAAAGUCACCUGGAGUUCCUUAAAAGUGUACCAACCUUCGCUUCUCUACCUCCUGAGACCUUAUCAAAGUUAGUGGACCUGCUUGAGGAGGUGCACUAUGAACCGGGUGAAUAUGUGAUCCGGCAAGGUGCACGCGGUGAUACCUUCUACAUUAUCGCCUCGGGUCAAGUUCAGGUCACUCAAAACACUCGAGCCUCAGGAACACCGGUAGCGUAUGGUGAAGGAAAGGAGACGUUUGUACGACUCAUGGGUCGAGGAGAGUGGUUUGGUGAGAAGGCACUCAAAAAUGAAGAUGUCAGAACAGCUAAUAUCAUUGCGUCUUAUCCCAAUGGUGUGGAUUGCCUUGUCCUCAAUCGAGAGUAG